This is a messenger RNA of Lithohypha guttulata, 876 nucleotides long. RefSeq names its product cell wall biogenesis and architecture protein (gene ECM31). NCBI's taxonomy places the organism in Eukaryota, Fungi, Ascomycota, Eurotiomycetes, Chaetothyriales, Trichomeriaceae. Bases 1 to 876 code for a protein of 291 amino acids. Gene Ontology annotation, molecular function: magnesium ion binding; 3-methyl-2-oxobutanoate hydroxymethyltransferase activity. The transcript is spliced from 2 exons. Gene Ontology annotation, cellular component: mitochondrion. Gene Ontology annotation, biological process: pantothenate biosynthetic process. The record is from RefSeq and is a predicted model, not a curated record.
AUGCGCAAUUUGGUCUCUCAACAGGUCAGAUACAGUUCACACGCUCCCGUAUCGCAUACGCUCGCCACGCACAACUAUCCUUCGGCCCUCAUAGCUCAAGAAGCUGGCGUGGACAUAAUACUGGUUGGGGAUUCGCUAGCUAUGGUAUCUUUGGGCAUGGCAGACACAUCAGAAGUGACUCUGGAUGAGAUGGUUGUACAUGCUCGAGCCGUCGCUCGCGCUGCAGCCAGGUCCUUUACUAUUGGUGAUCUACCCAUGGGUUCAUAUGAAAUCAGUCCCAAGCAAGCUCUAGCCAGCGCAAUCCGUAUGGUCAAAGAGGGUCGUAUGCAGGCCGUCAAGCUAGAGGGAGGACAAGAGAUGGCCGAGACAAUCCACAAGAUAACUUCUUCUGGUAUACCAGUGUGUGGUCACGUCGGGUUGACCCCACAACGACAGCACGCUCUUGGUGGUUUCAAAGUUCAGGGCAACACGGUCGGGAAAGCCUUGAGCUUGCUGCGGGAUGCUCAAGCUGUUCAGGAUGCUGGUGCUUUCUGCAUAGUGCUGGAAUGUGUACCUCAGGAUAUUGCCGAAGUGGUCACCCAGGCUCUCAAAGUGCCUACCAUCGGUAUAGGUGCUGGUAACAAGACCAGUGGUCAGGUACUCGUCCAAAUCGAUAUGCUGGGCACUCGACCUCCAGACGCAUUCAUGCCCAAAUUCGUGAAGAAAUAUGGCGACGAAUGGACAUCGAGCCUGAACGGCAUCAAGCAGUACAAGGAAGAAGUGACCAGUCGCGCCUAUCCUGCUCCAGAGCACAACUACAAGAGUGAUCCCAAGGUCACCGAAGCCCUCAAAGCCCACAUCCGUGAAUUCAUGGAACCAAACCAAGCUGAGUCGUAG